CCUCCCCUCCUCCCACCACACCUGGGAACACUUCUCAGAACAGGGCAUGGGGAACCCCCAAGGAAGCCAGCUCCAAAAGGUGUUCCUGUCACCAGCAGAAGCCUGUAUUCCAGGGCCCCUCCCGGAGCAGGAAUCUCGAGCCCUGGUUGAGUGCCAGCCCCACCCACGUUAUAAUUAGGGAGAGAAAAAGAGAGGGAGUGAAUCCCUGAGGGGAGGGUGGGGAAAGCUUCCGGGAUCUUGGGGGUUAAAAGGGAAGGUCUGGCCAGGGGUCCCUGAUCAGAGCUCUGUUUGCAGCCCACACUGCAGGGCAAGAGACACUUCUGAGUCUCCUCCCUCCUUCUCACUGGCGACUUCCAGGUGAAGCGGGAUGUACCCCACCCUGGUUGGGGUGGAUGGCGAGAGGAUGGGUGGGGACCCUGGGCAACGGGCAGCAACCCUUUUGUAGCCUCGAUGUCCCUGUAACAUGGGGAAAUCCCUAGGCUCUGAGGUUGGGAAGAGGCUCCCACGGGCUUUCAGCAGGACACCCCCCCCCACCACACACACACACACACACACACACACACGAAGGAGUGUGGACCUGGGGCUCAGCGUGGCUGGUGGCCAAGAAAGACUGGGUGCACAAAUCGCCCCCCUCUGGAGGAGCAAGGACUGAAGUCCUGAGGGUCCCUGGAGAGGCCCUGCUGAAGUAUCCCAGGCGCGCUGAGGCAGGGGUCUUGACGGGGACAUCCGUUUUAGCCCUCCAUUCCGGCAUCGGCAAGCCAGGUGUCAGCCAUGAGUGCCCCACUCCUCUACUUCUCCAUCUCCUCUGGUGCCUUGGCCCUAGUGAAGUUGCUGCUGCCGCUACUGAUGGUGCAACUCUGGGUCGCGAAGGCGCUAUUGCUUCCGGGAAACGCCACGCAGGUGGACCUUGAGACCGCUAGCGUCCCGUGCACGCGUGGCUCACAACCCUGGCAGGUCUCCCUCUUCCACAACCUCCAGUUCCAAUGCGCGGGUGUCCUCGUCGACCGGAACUGGGUGCUCACGGCCGCACACUGCUGGAGAAAGAAGCCACUGAGGGCUCGAAUUGGGGAUGAUCACCUGCUGCUUUUCCAGAAGGAACAGCUUCGGUCCACAAAUUCCCCCGUUUUCCACCCCAAAUACCAGCCUUGCUCAGGCCCAGUCCUGCCCCACCGCUCAGAUGAGCAUGACCUCAUGCUGCUGAAGCUGAGGAGUCCUGUCGUGAUAACACCCAACGUGCAUCCCGUGCAACUGCCCUUCCAGUGCUCCCAGCCAGGGCAGGAGUGCCAGGUGGCAGGCUGGGGGACCACCGCCUCCCGCAGAGUGAAGUACAACAAGAGCCUGACCUGCUCCAGGGUAACCCUCCUUAGCCGGAAGCAGUGUGAGGUCUUCUACCCUGGAGUCAUCACCAACAACAUGAUUUGUGCGGGGCUGGACAGAAACCAGGACUCUUGCCAGAGUGACUCUGGUGGCCCACUGGUGUGUGACAACACCCUGCAUGGCAUCCUCUCGUGGGGCAUUUACCCCUGUGGUGCUACCCCACACCCAGCCGUCUACACUGAUGUCUGCAAAUACAUGCCCUGGAUCCGGAGAGUCAUUAGUUCCACGUGA
This is a messenger RNA of Chionomys nivalis (European snow vole), 1608 nucleotides long. RefSeq names its product kallikrein related peptidase 10 (gene Klk10). Gene Ontology annotation, biological process: proteolysis. Bases 772 to 1608 code for a protein of 278 amino acids. Gene Ontology annotation, molecular function: serine-type endopeptidase activity. The transcript is spliced from 5 exons. Lineage: Eukaryota; Metazoa; Chordata; Mammalia; Rodentia; Cricetidae. The record is from RefSeq and is a predicted model, not a curated record.